AUGCAGCCUUUCAGUUUUGGCAUGAGGCAGUCCUCGGCGGAGAGCGUCGACGACAAUCGCAGUCGCUAUGUUCCCAGUUCUGUCUACAGCGGUCCUGGCCCGAUCGAUGAUUCUCCAGCCAUUGGCCCGCCGAGUUCCUUCAUGAUGGGCGCGUUGCGCGGCUCAUUGGAAGAGCAGCAAACUCCUCGUUUCGCACCGCUCAGCCGAAACCCGCCUCGAAAUUCGACCGUUCUAAACAUCAAUGACCCCGUGGCAAUGCAUCUUCUGACCGAGACCGCAAUUACCGACAGCCGAGAAUUCGAGGUUCUAUCAUUCGAAGAGGUGGAACAGCUGAAAAGGGAGAAGAACGUCCUGAAGAACAAAAUUGACACAACGAGAAGGAAACUGGCUCUGGAAAGCAAGCUGCGCGAUGCAGCUCAAUCACUGAACCGAUUAUAUUCUACCCGCGACAAAGCCAUUGCAGCCGGUCAUUCACCAAAACGGUCGCGGCGAAGUUUCAUGGGGAGCCAACCGAGCGCAGGUGAAGAUGUCGUCACCCGCGCAGAUGAUGAAUACGCCGCUAGCAGCAGGAAGGUCCAGGAAUUCACCCAGGAGCUCUCAGAACUGGAACGGAGACUGGACUACACGGAAAGACGGCUUUUGCAGCACGCAGCCGGGAUCCUUCAGAUGACACACAAAGGCUUGAAGAAAAAUCUGCGAAGGACAGAGUUGCCCCGGAGUCCGGAAAGUAUGGCCAGCCAACCGAACGAUCAUAACUCUGGGAUGGGCGGAAUCGAUGACUUCGACGAACGGAGCUUGUACCAGGUUCCAGACUAUGUGACAAACUUUGGACAAAUACCAUCGAAGAUGAACAAGGACAGGGCCGGAGAUAGCGAAACCAAGGCCAUCGACAACGUCGCACGGCGCCUGCAGGAGCUCAAUGAACGACUACAUUCGAUGAUUGCUCAAGCCGAUUCACAUGAACAUUUUGACCCGCCACCUCAGCCAACCGAUGAGCAUAUGAUGGGCCCCAUUAGCGCCCAGAUCCAAGCCUACCUAGUCUACCUGUCCCAGGGUUUGGACGUGAUGGAAGCUGCACAGGCCCGAGGCCACGGCUCAGUCCAGAAAUCGAUAUUUGACUCGGAAGAACAGCUGGGGGAUGUCAACAACCGACUGCAAGACAUGCUGGAGAAGACAAACUCGGCCGGUCACAGCCCUCUAUUGCAACAGGACGAGCCUAGGGGGAAAGAUCUACAAUCUCAACUAGCAUUCUCUGUGACUGUCCUCGAUCGUUUAAACCAACGGGUUGAUACUCUUGUUGAGCAAAAGGAUAUUCUGACCAGACAGAUCCAACAACAACGAGAACUCAACACUAAAUCGGAUGCCGAGCGUGAUACCAAAAUCCGAGAGUUGACGGACCAGCUAGAAGAAGCCAAACGAAUCCAGGCCGUGGGCGAAGAAGAGACUCAGCAUGCUCAAAACCAAAUCCACCUUUUAGUGGAGCAGUUAGACCUGGCCAAACAGGAGAAUGUCCUUUUCGAACAGCAGCGCGGCGUCAGUGACACGAAGGCCGUUGAGCUAGAGCGAUCAGCACGCAAAGAAAUGGAAGACAAGUUGAUGGCCGAUUUGCAGGCUAAACAAGAAGAGCUGGUGCUGCUACAAUCAGAACUCAGUCAAUUGCGACUCGACUCGGAGUCGAAGACCGAGCAAGUCCUCAUUGAGUUACAAGAGGUGAGAGCAGCGAAAGAACGGACAGAGGCAGAGCUUGAGAGCCAUCGUACAGAAUUGGCCCAAGUUGCAACCAAGUCUGCAGAACUGGAGACCGGGCGGGAUGAAAACAGCAACAAUCUUCGCAGGCAGAUCAACGACCUGAGUGCCGCCAAGGCCGACGCAGAAGCCGAACUAUCGAAAGUCCGAGAAGAGAUGAAAGGAUUGGAAUCGGAAGUCGUUCGGGCCCAGACCGAACUCACUCUGGUGAAGGCGGAAUUGGACGGUGCUUAUGGCACACGCGCCCAGCGAGCAGCAGAUGUUUCGAUGAAUCCUGCCAUUCAAAAAGUGAUCGAUGACCUGAACUCGCGGAACAAGGAGCUCGAAAGUCAGCUGGAUUUUCUACAAACUCAACACGAAACGAAAGGUGCAGGCAGCGCCGAGUUGCAAAACAAAGUCAAUGCGCUGCAGAAGGAGUUGAAAGAUACCAUUGAAGACUACGAAAUAAUGACAAAGCAAAGUAUCGAUGACGAGAAAGAGCGGGAACGGUUGGAAGAAUCCGUCGAUGGCCUUCAACAACGGUGUGAAAUGCUCGAGUCACAAUUGAAUGAAGAGAAGGUCAAAUGGCUGGGUGCGAAAGCCGGAUUGCCCAAUGAAACCACCUCCACAAUGGUCUUGAAGAACGAGUUCAAGAAGAUGAUGCGUGAAACAAGGACAGAAAACCUCCGGGCCAUCAAGGCUGAACAAGAAGAACGACGGCGUCUGGAGGGCAUCAUCAAGGGCUUGAAAAAAGACCUACAGCAAACUCGUGCCACCAAGGACACCUCGACACCUCAACCGGGCCUUUAA
Messenger RNA from Capronia epimyces CBS 606.96, 2535 nucleotides. RefSeq lists its product as uncharacterized. NCBI's taxonomy places the organism in Eukaryota, Fungi, Ascomycota, Eurotiomycetes, Chaetothyriales, Herpotrichiellaceae. The transcript is spliced from 3 exons. The record is from RefSeq and is a predicted model, not a curated record. The coding region runs from base 1 to 2535 and encodes 844 amino acids.